Messenger RNA from Brassica rapa (field mustard), 510 nucleotides. Its product is annotated as 60S ribosomal protein L2, mitochondrial. The record is from RefSeq and is a predicted model, not a curated record. Lineage: Eukaryota; Viridiplantae; Streptophyta; Magnoliopsida; Brassicales; Brassicaceae.
AUGGAAGAGAGUAUCAUUUGGCUUACUUUCUCACCGACGGUAUUUAAGGGCGCAAGAAGCACAAAAACUUUAGUGAAGGACGUCUUCUUCUCUGCCUUCUCCUCUCCAAAGGCCAAGAGAAAGACUGCAUCCCGCGCCUUCGCUAGCUCUUUUGGUUUCCCAAGGAUAGCAGUAGCUGGGGUUCCUACCGCUUUCUUCGCUCCGCGAAUGAAACAGAAAGUGAGAGGAAAAAGCACGUUCUCUCUUUGCGAGGUCCAAAAGUGGAGAACGCAUAGCAUUCUCUGGGCACAUAGGAUCAAAGGUAACGCAAAGCUUUCUUGGCAGAGUUUUAGGCGGCAAGAUACUUUAGGGCUUGUUGGAGCUGUUGGGCAUAACAAAUCGAAGCCGAAGACAUAUCAAGGUAGCUUGCCUACCAAGCCGAUAGGCGAAAGGGCGAAGCAACUCAAAGAUCUCCGGGGUUUGAGGACGAAGGAUGGAGCGUGCAAAGUCGUUCGUGCACCUGUCGUGUGA